This is a messenger RNA of Ornithodoros turicata, 506 nucleotides long. RefSeq lists its product as uncharacterized. The record is from RefSeq and is a predicted model, not a curated record. The transcript is spliced from 4 exons. Lineage: Eukaryota; Metazoa; Arthropoda; Arachnida; Ixodida; Argasidae. Bases 149 to 496 code for a protein of 115 amino acids. Gene Ontology annotation, biological process: proteolysis.
GUCCGGUUGACUGUUUGGGGAGCGAACGCGCGGUGUUGGCUGUUGUCACGAUGGACCAGCAUCAUUUUGCAUUGUUGGCCGAAACCAGUUUCUGAACCAGUCUAACGAGCACAACCGUAAGAUAAUCGAUGCGUACAAGCAGUACAUCAUGGAAAUCGCAAACCUUACGAACUACGGGAAGAUGGAGGAGGAAGAUCUUCGAGCUCUUGCGAAGGAAGUUGUUGACCUCGAAGUUAAGAUUGCAGAGAGAACGCGAUCACAAGAAGAAAGGCGUGAUUACCAUGCAAUGCACAACGAAUUAACUGUGGGUGAACUGAAGCAGGAGUUUCCGAAGGGCUGCAAUGAGACGUUCAUUGAGGAGGAGAAAACCAGAGACACGAAGACAACAAGGAUAACACCAACACUUUCUGAGAAUUUCUCUAGUGUUCUUCCCAUCAUGUACCAGCUAGCCUGCGCCCUCUCCCUUCUGUCGAGAUAUACAGGGUGUUUGCUAUAACGUGUCCAGA